UGGAGUCGGAGUCUCCAUUCAAGUCAGACAUACUAAAAGGGAAAGUAGCACUAUCGACGGGAGGGGGUUCAGGGAUCGGGUUAGGGAUAUCAACUGAGUUCGGGAAACAUGGUGCCUCCCUUGCAAUCAUGGGCCGCCGCAAGUCCGUCCUUGACUCUGCCGUCUCCUAUCUCCACUCCCUUGGUAUUCCGGCCAUCGGUCUUGAGGGGGAUGUCCGAAAGCAAGACGAUGCUAAAAGAGUUGUAGACUUAACUGUCAAGCAAUUUGGGAAGCUUGACAUUCUUGUUAAUGCUGCAGCUGGCAAUUUCCUUGUCUCUCCUGAGGAUUUGUCUCCUAAUGGCUUCAGGACAGUACUAGAUAUUGACUCUGUUGGUACGUUCACUAUGUGCCAUGAAGCACUUAACUAUAUCAAGAAAGGAGGACCUGGGAGGAGUUCGACUUCUGGUGGAAUAAUACUGAACAUCAGUGCUACUUUGCAUUACACUGCAUCUUGGUAUCAAAUCCAUGUAGCUGCUGCCAAGGCUGCUGUUGAUGCAGUCACUAGAAAUUUGGCUCUAGAGUGGGGCACAGACUAUGAUAUUAGGGUCAAUGGUAUUGCACCAGGCCCGAUAGGUGAUACUGCUGGCAUGCGUAAACUUGGACCAGAAGAGAUAACCAAUAAGAGCAAAGAUUACAUGCCUCUGUACAAACUUGGGGAGAAAUAUGAUAUUGCCAUGGCUGCUUUGUACCUUGCAUCAGAUGCUGGCAAAUAUAUCAACGGAACCACCAUGAUUGUCGACGGAGGCCUCUGGCUUAGCAGGCCUCGACAUCUACCUAAAGCUGAAGUUAAAGAGCUCUCGCGAACAGUCGAGAAGAAAUCAAGAAAUGCACCUGUGGGAGUUCCUCCCAGCAAGCUUUGAGUUUAUCAACUAUAGGCGUUGUGGGUUAAACAGCACAUGGGAGCAAUUACAGUUUUGCUGCAGCAAGGAACUUGUUAAAAAAACUUUAUUAUUAUUUCUGGCUACUGUCCAUUGAAGUACAUUUAAAUAUACAACACGAUUGGAAACUAGUAUUAGCAGUUUAAGCAAUUGGAACCGACUCUCAGCAGGAUUAUUACUUUAGUUUUUUUUUUGGUGUGUACCAGUCAAUAAAGACAGACACCUGACCAGUGCGGGCACGUCUAAUCAAAAAAGACUUCCUAGAGGUGUUUUCUUUCA
This is a messenger RNA of Lycium ferocissimum, 1196 nucleotides long. RefSeq names its product peroxisomal 2,4-dienoyl-CoA reductase [(3E)-enoyl-CoA-producing]. Lineage: Eukaryota; Viridiplantae; Streptophyta; Magnoliopsida; Solanales; Solanaceae. The record is from RefSeq and is a predicted model, not a curated record. Gene Ontology annotation, biological process: fatty acid catabolic process. Gene Ontology annotation, molecular function: 2,4-dienoyl-CoA reductase (NADPH) activity. The coding region runs from base 129 to 899 and encodes 256 amino acids. The transcript has 6 exons.